This is a messenger RNA of Torulaspora globosa, 1251 nucleotides long. RefSeq names its product U6 snRNP complex subunit PRP24 (gene PRP24). Gene Ontology annotation, molecular function: RNA binding. NCBI's taxonomy places the organism in Eukaryota, Fungi, Ascomycota, Saccharomycetes, Saccharomycetales, Saccharomycetaceae. The transcript has a single exon. The coding region runs from base 1 to 1251 and encodes 416 amino acids. Gene Ontology annotation, cellular component: ribonucleoprotein complex. The record is from RefSeq and is a predicted model, not a curated record.
AUGAAAAGAUUGUUUGAAGGUGGAGACCUGCCACGAAGCAAGAAAAAUGGUGCCAAAACUGGCACAAGAAGGGAAGUAACGACAGUGCUGGUGAGGAACCUUCCAAAGAGCUAUAAUCAAGCCAAAGUACGAAAAUACUUCCUAGAUUGCGGCGAGAUAAGAGAAGUCAGCGUGUCGGACUCUUUGGAUAAAAGUAGCAGGCUUGCGAGGAUCCAGUUCGGCAGACACGAUGAAGCAAUCACAGCGUUGACGAAAACAUACAAGAGGAUCGGCCAAAGUGAAAUAACCGUGUCGUUGUUGGAGAAUUGCACUAUUUGGGUGACCAACUUCCCACCUUUUUAUACGGCACGCAAUGUGAAAGAGCUUGUGCAAAGUGUUAAUGUGGUCGUCCUGAGCGUGCGACUUCCUUCUUUAAGGUAUGAUUCCAACAGAAGAUUUGCGUAUGUGGACGUAAGUUCUACGACGGAAGUGGUCACAGCCGUAGAAGAGCUGAACGGGAGAGUUAUUGAGCGCUACCGUCUCGUAGUCAAGAAAUCGAACCCGCUGGAGAAAGCGCAACGAACUGACUAUGGUGCUGCCGAGAGAAGAGAGGUCAUGGUGCGACAGCUCAGCAAGCAACAAUUGACCGAGCAAUAUCUGCGACAGCAUUUCAGCGAGUGUGGACCGGUAGAGUCAGUGGUAGUCCCCGCCAAUCAGAUCGAAUCAAGCGAGGGCUACGCGUUCAUAACAUUCCAAGAUCAAUCUGCAGCGAAGGCCGCUGUACAAGUCGAAAAGUUGGACGGCAAGCAAGUUCAGGUUAUUCUGGCAGAUAAAAAAGCAUUUAUCGAGCGGCAAAAGGUUAAAAGAAUCAUGACUAGCCGUUUAACUGAUGACCGAAUCAUCGCUUUGUAUCCUCUGAGCGACAAAACCUCCAAAUCACAGAUCGAAGCGCUACUGCUUGAUAAGGUUAUUGCUACUAGAGACGCUAUAAACGAGAUCCUACUCGUUACUGAUAGACAGGCUGCCUUUGUUUCGUUCAAAGAGCCGCAAGUAGCGGCUAAAUGCAUAAUAUCGCUGAAUGGAGUUGAGUUUCAAAGACAGAUACUGCAUUGCGGAACGGUAAGCGAUCUGCGUCAUCCAAAAGUAGAUAAAACUCAGAACCGUCCAUCGCUUGGGAAUGAAACUCCUUCUCCGAAGCCCGCACUAGAGGACCGCGAAGAUGGGCAAAAGUUGUCCAAUAACGAUUUUCGGAAGAUGUUCUUGGGCAAAUAG